This is a messenger RNA of Pipistrellus kuhlii (Kuhl's pipistrelle), 2077 nucleotides long. It is a transcript of the gene STBD1, whose product is annotated as starch binding domain 1. NCBI's taxonomy places the organism in Eukaryota, Metazoa, Chordata, Mammalia, Chiroptera, Vespertilionidae. The record is from RefSeq and is a predicted model, not a curated record. Gene Ontology annotation, cellular component: membrane. The transcript is spliced from 2 exons. Bases 124 to 1131 code for a protein of 335 amino acids. Gene Ontology annotation, molecular function: starch binding.
CGCCGGGAGAGCGGCCAGCUGGGACCGUAAAAGGCCGGAGCGCGCGGGGAGGUGUGGCUUUGCGUUCGUGACCCGAGCCCAGGUCCCUGUGGCCGUCGUGCCCUGAGCUGCGGCCUCUCCGCCAUGGGCGCCGUGUGGUCCGCCCUGCUGGUCGGAGGAGGUCUGGCUGGGGCGCUGCUGAUCUGGCUGCUGCGGGACAAGGGGAGGAAGGGGGACGCGGAGAAGGAGGAGGACGCCGCUCUGGGAGGCGAUCGGAGUGGCGGCAGCGGACUAAGCCCGGGACCUUCCCGGCGGGAGCCGAUCACCAAACCAGAGCUUCUUCAAGAAAGCAAUGGGUGUUUGGUGUCAGAGACCAAAGGCCCCGGCAGCGGGCAGGAAGCAGCGUGGAGACGGCAGAGUUCCCCUGGAGAGCAUGCUCCUUUUGGAUGGCUUCCAGACACACAAUCUCUAUCCGCAUCUGCGACCGGAGGCUAUGUAGAAGCGUCAGGCAAUGAAAGUCGCGAAUCCCGUACAGGAGAAUGGGGAUUCCAAAAAGGACAAGAGCUACCUGCUAACGCAGCUCCAUGUUUCGCAGAGACAUUGCUUUCUAGCAGCCUGCUCGUGGACAGCGGUGAAGACGGCGCGGGCCUCGCCCAGCUGGACAGACAGGACUCGGAGGACUGGGAGAUGGUGUCCAGGCACUCGUCCUGGGGAGAUAUCGGUUUGGGGGGCAGUGUGGAGGCUCCCACGUUAAGCCCGAGCCAGGGGUCGAACUCUGGCAGAAACCCUCUUGCAGAAGCGAGUGGCCAGGAAGUGGUGGUUAAGACCAGACGGCCGGUAGUGAUGACUUCAGAGCCCCCGCAAGUCAGUGUCAGGUUCCAGGUCCAUUACAUCACGAGCACGAGGGUGCAGUUCGUGGCGGUCACUGGGGACCACGAGAGGCUGGGGAGGUGGAUCUCUUACCUCCCCCUGCAGUACAGCUCGGGGGGGCUCUGGUCCCGCUCCGUCGCCCUCCCGGCACAGACGGUGGUGCAGUGGAAGUUUGUGGUGGUGGAGAACGGGGAGAUCACUCGCUGGGAAGAGUGCAGCAAUAGGCGGCUGGAGAUCGGCCGUGAGGACGCCUUGGUUCACAAGUGCUGGGGGAUUCACUGAGGCGGCUCGCAGGGCGAUGAGCGAACGGUUGCAGGAUGUGGAGGGGGCUCAGGUUGUGGAGCACACUGGAUAAUUGGAAAUAAAGGAAGUGUGAACUCCACGUGUUAGCCGAGUGGUUUCAGAUUUGCUAGUGGCUUUUGUUUCAUGUGCAGAAAUGCGUACGUGGCUAAUGCUUCCAGGGAGUGUGGGCUUUUUCUGAGGCCGUGGUGGGUGGGUUAUGCUGACCCAUCCGUACUUCAGGGCGUGGUCCUCUUGGGGAGUGGCUUGGCUGAGCGUGGCCAGAAAGCACAAAAGCUAACCAGCUGCCCAGGGUUCAAGGUGGAGCCUUUAGGUGAUCCUUAAACCAAGGGGGGAGGGGGGGCAUGAAACAAGUCGAUGUCCUCGUGGUGCAGCUGGAAAAGCGUGCUCUUUACUAAUGUAGUAUGUGCACACUUUAUGUUUAAAAAUAGUCACCACCAUAUGGAACUGUGAGCAGAAAACAUCAGGUCACUGGGUGUGACUAGGAAGGUUAUGAGAUUUCCCAGUGUUUUUGGCUUGGUUUUACCUGCCUGGUAUGGUGGGAACGUAGCAAGCACGUCUUUGUCGUGUGGUCGAAGGCUAGUUAGAAACAAGGGCCGAAGCAGAGCCCAUCAUCAGGAGUGGCCCAGGAGGAGAGGGAACAGAAAUGGGGUUGAGGUGUGGGCUGAGCCAGGCCUGAAUGGUAGGUCUGGGAGGUACGGGCAGGCGCACCUGACGGCAGGAGGGACACACCCAUCGUUUCCUCCUGGGCUGUUGUGGAAUCAGCGGUGCCCACUGCGAGGACCACAGCAAUGCUUUCACCUCCUCCCCUCUCCUUUACCAGUGUAGCAGGCCAAUGAGAGAGAAGUGUGUCUUUGCUCUGAGAAGAAAUAAACAUCAAACCUUGCUAUUAUAACCCAAAAAAAUAAAACCAGAGUUUUAAUAUAUU